Messenger RNA from Linum tenue, 1693 nucleotides. The record is from the annotation of a GenBank genome assembly. NCBI's taxonomy places the organism in Eukaryota, Viridiplantae, Streptophyta, Magnoliopsida, Malpighiales, Linaceae.
GAAAAAUGAAAAAAAAAACUGAAAAAAGAAAGGGGAUGUGACUUGUGAGGGAGAAAAAAAAAGGCUUGGUGGAUGAAAGAUUAGAUUCAGAUUCAGGAGGGCUAUAAACAUAAAUAAAUCUGGGGAUUGAAAGCACUCCCUCUCCCGAUUUGUUCCCCUCUCCUCCUGACCACUGCUAUUCCUGCGCUUUUUCCUCUGCGAGGGAAAGGAAAAGGGAGGUCAGGAAUCAACUUCAUUUCUCAACCUUCCAUCUACAAAAUCGGAAGACGUGAAUUUCAAGCCUUGUUCAACCAAUCGUCAAUCCAGAUCUCGCUUCUCUUCCAUCCUGGUUUGUAGAUUGGUAUAGAAAGAUGGGGCUUUCAUUCGCGAAGCUGUUCAGCAGUCUCUUCUCCAAGAAGGAGAUGCGAAUCCUGAUGGUUGGUCUCGAUGCCGCUGGUAAAACCACCAUUCUUUACAAGCUCAAGCUGGGGGAGAUCGUCACCACUAUCCCCACAAUUGGUGAUUCAAUGUUGAAACCGUGGAGUACAAGAACAUCAGCUUCACAGUCUGGGACGUGGGGGGUCAGGACAAGAUCCGACCCUUGUGGAGGCACUACUUCCAAAACACACAAGGGCUGAUAUUUGUGGUUGAUAGCAACGAUCGUGACCGUGUUGUUGAGGCUAGAGAUGAGCUGCAUAGGAUGUUGAAUGAGGAUGAACUAAGGGAUGCUGUGCUGUUAGUGUUUGCAAACAAGCAAGAUCUUCCAAAUGCAAUGAAUGCUGCUGAGAUAACCGACAAGCUUGGCCUUCAUUCUCUGAGACAACGUCACUGUUGUGAAACAAAGUUUCUCUUUUCGUCGCUAGUAGGCUUCGAGUUUUAAGAGAGACCAAGUUUACUGACUGAAAUUAAUUGGCUGCAAUAAUAAGUUGUUACUCUAGGUCUGCCUGGAGAGUCUGACUUUGUGGUAGGAGCACAAAAUUCUCCACAUUUUGCUUCCUUGUGCUGCUACUGCAUUGCUUCUACUCAAUUUUAGUGUUUCACCCUCUUGUGCACAAGUUAGCUCUGAUCAGAAACACUGGAGAUAACUUUUGUCUCGUCUUCUGCAGGUACAUCCAGAGCACUUGUGCCACAUCUGGAGAGGGACUCUAUGAAGGGCUGGAUUGGCUCUCCAACAACAUUGCUAGCAAGGCUUGAGUGUCUUUUUGUCAGGAGGUGCGAAAGUGAUUUAGCAGUGGGUUUUGUUGUUGGAAUUGAAACAUUUUCUUUCUUGUGCAUGUACUCUACUCUUAGAACUCCAGAAAGUCUGUAUGUACACUAUUGGCGAUUUUUCCAUGUUAUUUCUUUUUUCUUUUGUCCCUCGGUAUUUGUUGCUUUGAAGGAGUGAGUUCAGUUGUGGAAUAAGCCAUGGUGCAGUUUAGCUGAAUUCUUGAUUUGGUUGCCUCUUUUUUAUCUUGUUGGUGUAUUGUUGUUCCUUCUCGUUGGAUUUGAUCUUCCGCAGCUAGUAAAAACGAUUCGGGAGAAAGGCAAAUCUCGAACGCAGGAAGUUCCCACAAUACUAUAGGAUUGUUUUGUGCAAAGUUAGGUGAUUCGAGCCUGGGUUUAUUCAAGAUGAGUAAUAAUAUCAUUAGAGAGUAAAUGCCACAAUUGGUCACUGAGAUUACUAAAUCGUGUAAUGUUUAAUUACUAGAAAAAUUUAAUAUCAAUUUUGGUCACU